Molecule: messenger RNA, 1617 nt
Organism: Suillus discolor
Lineage: Eukaryota; Fungi; Basidiomycota; Agaricomycetes; Boletales; Suillaceae
Exons: 8
Coding region: 1-1617 (538 amino acids)
Molecular function (GO): 5'-flap endonuclease activity
Source: RefSeq, a predicted model, not a curated record
AUGGGAAUCCGUGGACUAUGGGAGCGAGUCGCUUUAUCUGCUGAAAACCGAACUCUCAAGGAACUUGCAGUGUCAGAGCUGAAGACUGAAGACGUUGAAGGUGACUGCAAGCUCCGAUUAUUUAAGAUUGGGAUUGAUGCUAGCCUGUGGAUGCACAGAGCUGGAAAGUCGCCAGAGCUGCGGACACUAUUCUUUCGACUGCGGACACUGCUGAAGCUGCCACUGCAUGCAGUCUUUGUCUUUGAUGGCCUCGAGUGCUUGCCUGACAAAGGCCACAAGGCUAGAAGCAGCCCCCACUGGCUCACUUGCGACUUCCAGCACAUGCUGGAGUUGUUUGGCUUUCACUGGACUGAGGCCCCAAGCGAAGCUGAAGCGGAGCUGGCUGCCAUGAAUGUCCACGGUGUCAUUGACGCUGUGAUGACUGAGGACAGCGAUAGGGAGUGGUACCAAGGUGCCAAUCGACGGUUCGCGUCAAAGUAUCACCAGAGGGCAACUAUUGCAUUGGAGUUCAUUAAUCAGUACAAAUCAAAUGAGGCACGCUUCCUCACAGCUUAUCCAGAGGCCGAACUGGGGCACACACAGUUGUUGAAGGCUAUUAAUAAGGCACGCACGGCGCGAGGGGAGCGUGUCUCUCGCAGCAAGCUCUUCCAGCUCUCCAACCAUCCCACAAAUUCGCCUAUUAUCCUACCACAGUCAUUCCUUAUCAGCUUCUCCCACAAUUCCCAGUUUUCAGCAUCUUCUCCUCCUCCCCAGCGCACUGAUAGGUGUUUUUCUCACGCAUUUUUCGAGCGGAUCUCUCGCAAACUUAGGGUCUGGUGGAGUUAUCGAGUUUUUGGUGUUUUUGAGAAGUUGAGGGGAGAUAAGGGUUUUCUGGGUGCUCAAAGGCCUGUCUCAUUUAGCUCUUUUGGCCAUUUACCAUCCUUCAGUGGCUCUGUCCAUUGCCCCAAUCCGCUUCUUGAUAGGACCAGCCCUUGUUGUCCUGCACCUUACCCCUUCCUCCUCCUUCCUCUUGCACCUCCGCACUUUGUUGCACUUUCACCAGCCCAUUUCGCAUCGGAACCCCCUCGACCCUAUAACCGUUUUGAAGCCCUCAUUCAUGGCUUUCAUUCGCGCCCAUCGGCGCCACGAUCCGCUGCGCCGUUCGCCCACCAUUCGCGUUUUUCGCCGUUCCUCUAUUUUAUCGCACUUUUACACCAUUUUAUCUAUAUCUUUUCACCCCUUCAUCGCGCACCUAUCAACCCUAUACUCAUUCUGACCGCAUUUGCCGCCGCUGUCCAUCCGUUCGAUCCGCUUCCCGAUACGUCCGCACGUUCCUCCGCAAUCCACCAUUCUCGCGUUUCUCUCCCUUUUCCACCAUUUCCCUUGUUUCUCACUCAAUUCUUGACCAAACCUAGUCGACCCUAUACUCAUUUCGAAGCCCUCGUUCGCCUCUUUCGAUCCGUCUACUCCCCCCUCGUCAUCCAUGCAACCAUCAUCGCAUUUUACAUCACUUUAUCAUCGCUGCUCCUCCAGUACUCAAAGCAAAGUCUGGAGAUUAUCGUUUUAUUGCAUUGCCUGACCCUCACUCACUGGCGCAGUUUACCUGGCAUACACGUCAAGGAAACAAAAGGUGUUUGA